Molecule: messenger RNA, 1330 nt
Organism: Heterotrigona itama
Lineage: Eukaryota; Metazoa; Arthropoda; Insecta; Hymenoptera; Apidae
Source: the annotation of a GenBank genome assembly
AUGUCUUCCCUCCAAAAGUCAAUUUUGAAAUCGAAACGACCACCGUCGGAUGUCAAUUUUGGAAUUGGCUCUAGGUUAGUUUAUUAUGACUGCUAAAAAUUGAAAAUGUUAACUGAAAUCUUAAUUGAUAUUCUUAUAAAAGCAAUUCAGUAAUGUUCUAAUACGAAUUUAAUGGAAAAUAUUGAAGUUUACCGUUACUAAAUAUUUUAAUUUUUAAUAAUCACCAGGGUUAGUAAGGCAAAAGAUAAGAGAGAUUACGAACCAGUUCAAUGGAUUCCGUAUUUUGAUCAUUCCCAGGAUGUGAAAAUAGGAAAUGACACAUUUCAUAUUUAUAUUAAGGGUACAGAGGGUCCGACAUUAGUAUUGUUACAUGGAGGUGGUUAUAGUGCAUUGACGUGGGCAGAAUUUACUAAAUCACUUAUGACUAUGGUAGUAUGUAAAGUUAUGGCAAUUGACCUUAGAGGUCAUGGAGAUACCCAAACAUCAAAUGAAGAAGAUUUAUCUGCUGAUACCUUGGCAGAAGAUGUUGCAGCAAUAGUGAAUGCAACAACAGAAAAUAAUCCUGUAAUCCUAGUGGGUCAUAGUAUGGGUGGUGCAGUGGCUGUUAGAGCUGCACCAUUAAUCUCAAAUUUAUGUGGAUUAGGAGUUAUUGACGUUGUUGAAGGAACAGCUAUGGAUGCAUUAGCAUCUAUGCAAAGCUUUCUAAGAUCUCGACCAUCUAGUUUUAGUUCUAUCUCUCAAGCCAUAGAGUGGUGCAUUGAAACUAAUAAAUUAGCCACUCACGAUAUCGGUUCGUUAUCACAAUCGACGUGCGAAUGUAAUUCAGGGAUUACGAUCCCACGAGAAGAUAUUAUUCAAGAAGAAGAACCAGUAAAUAUGCCACCACCACCUGCCAGUAGUAUCACUGCUACUAGAAAAUAUGUUUGGAGGAUAGACCUAUCCCGAACUGAACAACAUUGGUUUGGAUGGUUUAAGGAUCUAUCAACUGCAUUCUUAAAUGUACCAGUUCCAAAGGUGCUGUUGCUAGCUGGUGUUGAUAGAUUAGACAGACAACUCACUGUUGGUCAAAUGCAAGGUAAAUUUCAAAUGCAAGUAUUACCAGCAUGUGGACAUGCGGUACAUGAAGAUGUUCCAGAUAAAGUAGCAGAAGCAAUUGCCACUUUUAUGGUUAGACAUAAAUUUGCCGGAUCUGCAUCAGAUUUUCCACGGUAAUUUAAUUUAUAAACAGUUAGGAAGACAUAAUAUGGAAGACAUAAUAUAGGAAGACAUAUUAUAAUACAUAUGAUAUAUUGUUUUUUUAAUCAAUUUCAGAACGUUUCCUGCUUGUUAG